Messenger RNA from Letharia lupina, 711 nucleotides. RefSeq lists its product as uncharacterized. NCBI's taxonomy places the organism in Eukaryota, Fungi, Ascomycota, Lecanoromycetes, Lecanorales, Parmeliaceae. The record is from RefSeq and is a predicted model, not a curated record. The transcript is spliced from 4 exons. Bases 1 to 711 code for a protein of 236 amino acids.
AUGGUACUUUACAAUGAUAUAGAAUUUCUGCUCAUGAUAGAAAUAGAUUCAGACUGGAUCAAGGAGACGAAGAGGAUGUGUCGGAAGGACAUAAAGCGAUACGCAAAAUUUUUAGAAUUGAAGGAACGGCCAAAACCCCUUGGAAAACUCGCGCUCCCGGUAAAGCUAGACGUCUACUCGGCCGUGAUCCAACGUGGCAAGCAUGACGUGGCGAGCCAGCAAGCAGCCACCUUUAGAGCGUCAACUGGCCAGACUCUCGGAGAAACAAAGCAAGCGACUACCUCGAACGAUCGACCCGGCCAAGUCGAGCGCCCAAAACUCUCCCUACGAUCGCUCCCAUACGUCUACACGGAUCCCGAGCCACUCCUAUGCGCGAACGAAGACAAGCUGCAACACGACUCCAUGCGCAGAGAGCACUCAUUGAUCCUCAAAGCGGCUCUUCCCUUGACCCCCGCCACGUCCUCGGAGCUUCCGAUCCGCACCACCCGAGACACAUCAUUCGACCUCCCGAUCCGCAACCACAGUGGUCGGUUGCUCGAGCUCUUGGCGAUGCAAGAGCAAGACCGCGUUCCAACGUGGAGAACUUGGGUGGCGAAUAGACCUGGUGAUCUACACGUAGCUGAGGUGAAAGAUCGGAGCCAGGCUAGGGAGAAGCAGGAUGCAGCUUUGCCGAGAUGGCAAUGUACACAUCCAAUCGGACCACUCCUGUAA